AUGCUUACUCUGCAAGUGGCCAGCAUUUUUUCGACCACAGUAGAGGCUACCCUCUAUGGAUACUCGGUCUUCAUGUUCAUGCUGGCCAUGUGGAUCAUGCUUCGGGACAGAAGGAGGCGGCACAUCAAUCACUGGAUGGUCGCUGCGGGGUGCGGACUGAUAGCCUUAGCGACUGCAGAGAUGGCUGUUAAUAUCGCCCGGGUGUAUCAAGGAUUUGUGUCGAAAGGUCCUUUCACAGACGGAGGACCAGAGGCCUACUUCGCCAACGUGUCGGAACUCACAUUCGUUGUAAAGAGUUGCCUGUACAAUGCCCAAACACUCAUUUUGGACGCCGUCGUGAUCUACCGUACUUACGUGGUAUGGCAGAAUAUUCUAGUAUGUGUAGUCCCAAUGAUAGGGUGGUGUGGACUUUUCGCCGGCUCGAUCGGUCUGAAUGUUGCUCUGGCCACUGCGCCUCAGAAAGGAGACGUGUUUGCGGUUCAGACCGGUGAAUGGAUCACGUCAGUCUAUGCGCUAACAUUGGCCACCAAUCUAUCAUCAACAAGUGCCGGAGCAAUAUACUCGAUGACAAUCACUGCAGCGCUCAUCUCCUUUGUCGUCAAGUCCAAUGGCGUGUAUGUCCUGCUUGACAUGAUCUCACCCAUCAUCUCAAUAGUCUUCAACAUGCUCAUAAUUCGCGUCGGCCUCGCUCAUGAUUCCAGUUUCGGCACGAGUGGUACGAACGGCUGGGGCACCGCGAUGAUGUCAGACCGUGGCAGUCACCUGCGGCGACGUCUUGAGGGCACGUUCGAAAUGAAAGACCUUAGAGUCGAGAUCACCCAGGUCGUCGAGGAAGACUUUCAAUACGAGCGGGAGCAGGAGCUGGAUGCAGAUGCCCUGGGACCGGGAACCCCAAUGGACUCGCUCCCACCUACGGACCUGAAGGGAGAGCCCCUGGAGCCGAAGCGUGCAGAGUCUCUCAGGGAACCAGGGUACAGCGGCCUGUGUUCGGAGAAGGCCGAGAACGAAGCGAUCGUUUGA
This is a messenger RNA of Dichomitus squalens LYAD-421 SS1, 1020 nucleotides long. RefSeq lists its product as uncharacterized. The coding region runs from base 1 to 1020 and encodes 339 amino acids. The record is from RefSeq and is a predicted model, not a curated record. Lineage: Eukaryota; Fungi; Basidiomycota; Agaricomycetes; Polyporales; Polyporaceae. The transcript has 7 exons.